UGCCGCGCAUCGUCGGACGUGCAUCGUGUCGGUCGCGCUCGUGUGCGAGCAAUCGAGACAUGUGAUUCGAAUCCGUCGUGAUCCCGGAGAAGGAUGAAAUAGGAAAAAUGACGAGGAGAUGUCCUACGGUCAUAAACGGCCUAAAGUGAGUCAAGAAGAACGUGAGGAUUCUCUGCGGAGGCAGGAUCGGUCGAUAUUACGCCCGGAUCUAUGACAUUCUCACGUGGAUAUCCUGUAAAAUUUUUUCCGAAUUGAAACCUUUCCCGAUAAUCGAAUCCUACGAAUGGAAGGUUCGCGACAUUCGAAGAAACAUUCUGGAAAUCAGACGUGGCGCGACGUUUCCGGCGAAAGGCUUCGAGUCGGAAGGAAAUCGUAUAAGAAUUACGAUAAAAAAGUGUGGAAGAAUUACGAUAAAAACAGUGCCUGACAUAGUCGAGUUAUACAAAUCGUUAUUGUGAUCGUUAAGUGAAGUAUAGAGAUUCUACUUAUUUACGAAGCUACAGCGAGAUUCGAUAUCUCUAAUCUGCGGAGAGGGACGCAAUUAUCGAGAAAUUCGGAGAAGCUAAUCAUCAAGAUAAUCAUCAUAUAAAGGUAAAAGAAUCUGUGGUGAUCAGUGGUUUUAGGAAGGGAGGCACAGUGGUAACUUGAAAAAAUGGCGGAAGACUAUUUUCGCCGGAAAACCAGAUCGGCUUCGAUUUGUGCCCCAGGAUUUUCCAGCAUGGAGCAAAUGUUGGAAGCUAUGCCACCCUCGGGAGUUCGAGAUCGGGAAAGAGGGGAACGGGAAAGGGACAGUGGCAGCGGAACGCCGGAUGGCAGUACACCUACGAGAAGACGGAGACCGGCUACAAGAUCCCAAAGCGCCCGUGUUUCCGGCGGAAAUAAAAGCAUCCGACGUCGUGCCGCCGCUCAAGCCGCCGCUCAUCAUCAUCAUCAUCAUGAGGGAAGCAGCAUGAAGUCAGCUCACUGCAGCAGCGAACCUAGACUGACCGAGAAUGACGUCAGUCCAGGGAUCAGGAGACGAGGGAGCCGAAGGGGACAGAGCAUGCACCAUACGCAUCAGAGGAAGAGCAACGCCUUCCUGGAUGUGCCUGACGUCUCGUCUCAGAUACCACCGCGGGAGGAAGGCGAGGAUGAGGAUAGUUACAGACUCCGUAGCUUCAGUCUCACCAGCAAAGGUGGUGUCGUCAAUAGAGGAGAUUCCUUUAGGAGAAGAAGAUCGAGAUCGAAUUCUCUGGCGCCUGCCGAUCAGGAGAACGAGGAACGACGACUGCCGCCCAAGGAAGUAACUUCGCACAACGUCGCUAUGUUAGGUAUGAGGGGAGUUGGAAAAACGGCCCUUAUCAGUCAGUUUAUGACCAGCGAAUGUAUAAAUGCCUACGAUAGACCAAAAGACGUGCCAAGUGAGCAAUCCGUUUUUGUGAUGCUGAAUGGUGAAGAAAGCGAGCUUAAAUUUUUAAAUAUAACUAAUGUUAAGACCGAACUGGAAAAGAUGCCAUUGCCAGACGCCUUCGUCGUAAUGUAUUCAGUGAUCGACAAGGCGUCCUUUCAAAGGGCCGAGGAAUAUCUCGCUCGACUUCACGAUCAAGAUCUUCUUCGUGCUAGACCGGCUAUUCUGGUCGGGAACAAGGUCGAUUUGGUUCGUUCCAGAGUGGUUUCGCCCCAGGACGGAAAAUGCUUGGCGUGCACCUACCGGGCGAAAUUCAUCGAAGUGUCGGUGGCUAUCAAUCACAAUGUCGACGAGCUUUUGGUUGGCAUACUCAACCAGAUCCGUUUAAAGGUGGUCCAGGAAAACCGAAACAACGGCGGCAGCGAAGGUAGUGCUCAUUGGUACAAAUCCAGAGGCGUCGUGCGCGCCAGUAUGAAAGCCAGGCAGAUGCUGACCUGGCUUUUUGGCAAAGAGGACAGCAAAUUCAAGAAUUGCGAGAACCUCCACGUACUUUAAGUCUCUACUAUAAAAAGAAUCGCAGUCGGGCUGUCCGAUCACUAUUUCAUUAGUACGUAAGUAUAACGUGACUUGAGCAACUUCUUUCUCGACGGGGACUUUAUUAGAUGUUUCGAAAAUCGAAGGAAUUUCCGCGCGUCGGGAAAGGAUGAAUGAAUGCCUGAAUGUGCGAAACGGAUGCAUCUUUUGAGUCAACAAUAUGUGUGUAGCUUAAAGUUUAGAAUCGAACGUCAAGUUUUCGCUGCUGAUAAUGUUUGCGAGAGUAUUUCGUAAUACCAUGGGAGGAGCGAAUUGGUCCGUGGACCAAAAUGGAUACAAUUAGCAUCGGGUUAACAAAGUGCCAAUUAGUGAAAAUUAACGCGCUCGGUGUUUGGGUAGGGGAAAAUGUCACUCGAUUCCACGCUCGUUUAACUAGAAUUACCUCGUGAGAAAUGUAAGUGAUUAACCUCUUUCAGUUCCAGGUGUGACUGAGCGUUGCUUACCAGUAACUUCCUUGAUAUAAACUUCGUCCUCCUACCUUUUGAAAAAUUUAAUUAGUGCUAAUAAAUUACUUAUUAAAAUCUUUAUUCAAACAAUGCUGAAUAUACAGAUUACUUGUGACGAUUAUAUGUAACUUUAUUUUGAAAAUAACUUAAAAUUGAAGGAAUUAACGUUCUAACAAAUUCCGUUACACAUUUCUCGUUGCUUAUUCUACCUGAUCGUACACUUUUCGUUAGCAUUCUACACUUGUUAAAGAGAAUUAAAGCUCUAUAGCAAAACAGGCACUUAAAUGUUGCGUAUUUUUAAUUUUAUAUAAUUACGAGUGGCGCUGAAUUCGAUGGCCCUUAAUAAUACAAUCAAAAGUUCAAAUCGAUAUCGUGAUACGAUAAGAAAACAAAUCAAACUGGACCACAGCGCGAAUUAGUCGCCAUUAAGUUUACAAUUACUGUAUGAUAAGACCGGUUAAUUUUUUAUUUUGUAUAUGUAUAUAAAUAACGAAGUUACAUAUAUAAGCGUGUACUUGUGCAAGCAUCUAUACAGAUAUAUUCAACGUGUACAUCCCUAAUUUUCUCUGGACGAGUGUCGAUUCUACCACGUGAUGGCAUUGUAUCAACGGCGUUUGUAAACAAAAUACCGCUGCUAUCCUCGCAUCGCUAAAUUGGCUUGCAUCGCUAGUGCCAUUAAUUUCUCGCGUUCCAAUGGGCUUCCCGCAGUCCGUUAUUGUGCAUAAGGCCAUACAACUUAAUGCAAUACGCUAAUGUUACUUGACAUUAAGUUGUAUAUAAAAGUCAUGAGGUUACUUUGCUAUCUAAUGUACUUAUUAGAAAAAAAUAGAGCGUAAAGCUGCCUAUAUAUGUUGCUAAGAUGUUUCCUACGCUAUUGAGCGGAUCUAUACGUCGCGCGUGCGUGAAUAAUUUUUAUCAGCUGUAUUUCAAAGUAGAUAAUUACAUCGAUUGCGUAUUUUAAUUCCAGAUACGUUAAGAGUUGUCAUACAACCGUGGAUUAAGUAACAUUUAAUUAGCGGUUUGAGGUCUGACAUUGUAAAUUCCUUAAUCGAAUAUUCUAUCAAUUAUUUUAUAAUCCGUUAUUUUGUACCGAUAUGUGUGAUACCAAUAUUAAUAUAGGUCAUAGUUUAUGCGGCAUUUUGUGUGCAAUGUUCUGCCGCAAUGGAAAUCAAAUCCAUCAUGUUGCGUAUUUCCCUCGCGCGCGCCGCGAGAAGAUGGGUACAGCGGCGGCGUAUGUACUCAAAAUUAUAGUCUUCUGAAGAGAGAGAUAUCCUUUUUGAAUUUUUAAGGAGAGUAUCUAUUUUCUGCGAACUCUAUGCCUGUGUAUCCGAAUUAUACGAAUGUAGCAUAAAAGCUGAAUGCGUAGAUCUGUAUACCUAUAUACAUGAUGGGAACAAUGCGCGAAUGAUGUGCAACUUUGUCCUUCUCGUAUGAACGUUUCAUUGUCUCUAGACUACGUGUAGGAGAAAUUAACGUUUCGGAUUACAGUAGUAAAUUAUGGACUUCCUUUCUCUCGUUGUAUGAAUAUUUCGGAAGGUAUUUUGACUCUUGCUAAAUAAAACUCAAAAAGUUUCUUCUGGCAUUCUUCGUUAUCGUCGUUAUCAUCGUCGUGCAAUUAAUUCGAUCGUCAGCAUCAAAUGCGAGUUGCGACGAAUACGGUGUGUGAACUUUUGAGUUUAAGAAUUUAUCCCAAAAUGUUUCUCGUUCGAGAAACGGAAGAUUUUUAUCAAGUGCCUUUGCGUAUUUUUGUAAUUUAAGCUAACUCAGUGUAAGCCCCAUGAGUAUCGCAUUGUAUAAUCUAUUAUUAUACAUAUAUUACCGAUAUAUUUCUUUGUUGUUAAUUCAUCAUGUUACCUGUGAAAUCAUUACGUUGCACACUCUCGGUGGCGUAACUUUUUUUAUUAAAAAAGUAUACAAUUAUAAUAUUCUCAUCUUACAACUCAUUAAAAUGUCAAAGUGAUAAAUUUGCUUUUACCUAAUUAAAACACAUUUAAAGUUACGCCGCCGAUAAAUGUCCUUGUUUAUUCGUAUUAUUAGCACAUCUCCCGAAAGCUGUAAAAUGUAACUUAGUUACUAAAGUAUUAUCAUUGUGUCUGCUCGCUGUAAUACGUGACGUGACAAUACUGCCAGUUCUUUUGAUUAAUAAAAUGCUUUAAAAAA
Monomorium pharaonis (pharaoh ant) is the source of this 4587-nucleotide messenger RNA. It is a transcript of the gene Rgk3, whose product is annotated as GTP-binding protein GEM. Gene Ontology annotation, cellular component: plasma membrane. Lineage: Eukaryota; Metazoa; Arthropoda; Insecta; Hymenoptera; Formicidae. The transcript has 7 exons. Gene Ontology annotation, molecular function: GTP binding; GTPase activity; calcium channel regulator activity. The coding region runs from base 653 to 1942 and encodes 429 amino acids. The record is from RefSeq and is a predicted model, not a curated record.